Messenger RNA from Sinocyclocheilus grahami, 1628 nucleotides. RefSeq names its product ATP synthase mitochondrial F1 complex assembly factor 1 (gene atpaf1). Bases 11 to 919 code for a protein of 302 amino acids. The record is from RefSeq and is a predicted model, not a curated record. NCBI's taxonomy places the organism in Eukaryota, Metazoa, Chordata, Actinopteri, Cypriniformes, Cyprinidae. Gene Ontology annotation, biological process: mitochondrial proton-transporting ATP synthase complex assembly. The transcript is spliced from 9 exons. Gene Ontology annotation, cellular component: mitochondrion.
ACACUCAUAGAUGUGGGACGGGGAAAAGAUGGCGGCGGCCUUGGUACAAAUGUCAUGUUUGUACCGUGGGAUGUUGGCGGUCAGGGCCACUGGCAUCCGACCGCUGAUUCCAGGACUCGUGCAAUCUCAUUUCAGGGCGUUUUCGAUGAAGAAAGAACCGGAGCUGGAGGAAAAUCCGUAUUAUGGUAAAUAUGAAGAAAAGAUCCGGAAACUGCGGAGUUCAAAACCUCAAGAAUAUGAAGUCCGGCUGGAGAAGCGCAGUGAGGUGAAGACGGAGCCGCUCGGACGGUCCAGACAAGCAGAAUUCGUGCAGUACAUGGAGAAAGAGCUGGACAAACGUGGUAAAGCAGGAGCUGGGGGCUUCACCAAAGAUAAGACAUUAGGGUCUAUUCUCAACCUUGAUAUGGUUCAGGAGAAAUCUGGAUCUGAAAUUGUAGAGCUGUGGAUGCAGUACUUCUCAAAGAAAGACACAAUCAGUGCUGUCAUACCAGGCUCAACAUUUGACAUAAUUUUUGGUCGUGCCAAAUCUUGCCCAAUGUUUCUGUACGCUCUGCCCCAGAAGGAGGGCUAUGAGUUUUUUGUCGGCCAGUGGGCAGGUCAUGAACUGCACUUCACAUCUUUAAUCAAUGUUCAGACAAUGGGAGAAAACGCACCCAGCCAGCUUAUUUUAUACCACUAUACAGACCUGCAGAAGGACAAAGGCAUCGUGCUGAUGACUGCUGAGAUAGAUAGUAAAUUUGUGACUGUCCACCAGGCACAGUGCUUGGCCAAUCAGGUGCAGCUCUUUUAUGGAUCGCAGCGGCUUGAGACUUUCCGAUUGGUCGAGACCUUCAACCACCAACCGGCAGAGUUUAAACACAUGUCUGUGAUAGCAGAACUCGAACAAAGUGAUAUUGGACCAGCAGUCACUACAAAGUAAUCCAAAGGCAAUAAAUAUGGUGUUGCCUAAUGUGUACUGUCGCUUUGGAAAAGCAGCGCUCUGUAACUUUGUAUGGAGGCCUGUGAGAGUCUCUGCAGCCAGAUGAGAAGAUAAUGUGUUGCCUUUCAAUAGAUAUGUGUUAAAUAAUCUCAAAAUAGAUAUCAUAUCACAUAUGAAAACAGAUACAUUCAUUAGAUUAGCAGAUUCAGUUCUCAUUUGACUCCCAGUAAAUGUACUCAUUAGCAUUUGGCACGAAAUGCAGUACUAGUGUGAUUGUAUGAUAAUUUUGUGCUUUGAAAUGGAAAAAGGAAGCUUUUUAUUUGGAUAGAAAUGCCAUAGAUAUGUUUCCCACAAAAUAAGUCGUCCACUUCAUGCAAAAAUUCUGCACUUAAUUCUUCCUUAUGUAUAGUAUUACUUCAAAUUAUCGAACUUCGAUAACAAUUAAGUUGUUCAAGCCUGUUUACUAAAAAAUACAGGCGUCUUUCCUCAUUCUUUAUUGAGAUAAACACACCUGUAGCCUGGUGAGUGAGAUCCAUAAAUAGACUUAUCUGAAAUACCCUGAGGACCCAAUGUUCUUGUAUGUCCUUUGGGGUGCUAUUCAUAAUAAAGCCUCACAUUUUGGUGUGGUAUUUAUGUACCUAGUUCUGUAUUUUGUAUUAAAAUUGGAAAACAAAAUAUAAAAGUGACAUGCAAAUAAUGCUUGAGAAUU